AUCCAAGAAAAAUCAAUUUUAUUUGUGUUUUGUUAUUAAGUACGAUUAUUUUUUUUUCGACUGUUAUUUAUUUUCUGUUUUACGGCCCACACCGAGAAUAUUGGUCGAACGACGAGGUUGUUUUAACGUAAUCUACAAUUGUUUUGCUAAUAUUCAAUACAAUUAGUAAUUUUAAUAUUGUUUUCGGUAAUAUAAUAGCCACUUCCCUCAUAUAAGUAUUCAGAAUGGCUACUUUGCCUUCCCCAAAUGAAGUGAGAAAAAUGAUUUAUAUAUUAGUUAAAAAUUAGACACAUAAAAAAAUUAAUGAAAUAUAUUUUAAAAUACUAAAAUACUGCUUUAAUAUUGAAUGGAUUACUAUGAUAUGUUGAGUUAUUGUUUUUAAAUAGGGUGAAUUGUUUAACACUUAUUUGGCUCCACCCUAAAAUCAAUUUAUUAAUAUUUGUAUUUUAUGUUUUAUACUUAAUUCUCAAUCUCAAGGUUAUAAUUCAGUAUACUUGUAUUGAUGUAUAAUGCUGAAUUUAUUUUAUAUGUGAUUUUGUAGGUAGCCGGAAGUCAUUUUCCUAUUUAUGAAGCCCUCUAUAAUAUGGUGAGUAACUAGGUAUAUAUUUAGUUUCUUAAAAGUAAACAAUUCUAUUAAAAACAAAAUGGAUUUAUUUAAAUAUAUAACAAGUAAGGAUCAAGAUAUUCUAUCAUUAUAGUAAAUUAGAUUAAACAAUGAGUCACAGUAAUUAUAUAAAAGAAAACAUUUAAAAAUAUAUUAUAAGUAUAAUUGAAUUUUUUUCUUCAACAAUAUAAAAAUACAAAUUGAAACAUAGUUAAUUUUAAAGCUCAUAGUAUAAAAACAUGCAUCUACCAUGAAUACAUGAAUAAAUUAUGUAAUUUUAAUGCUCAAAAUAUAAUUCACGGUUUUAAAAUACAUGUUUUACAUAGAAUAUUGAUAUACCUAUUUAUUUUAAUUAAAUUAAAAAAUAGGUAUGUGACAAUAACUAUUAAAUAUUAUAAUUAUAAUGGGUAUAAAGGAACUAGUUUAUUGAUAAUUAUAUCUUAUAUUAUGCACUUGUGUUCAAUAUAAUUGUCAAUUAUUAUUAUUAUGCCUAUUACAUUUUAUUGUAAUGAUAAUAGCCCAGAAAAUAGUCAACAAUAUUAAAUUUUAUAAUUAAAUUAAAAUUAAAUAUUUUAUAGUUUUAAAUUUUUACUUAUUUAUAAUGUUAUUUACAAUUGGUUUUUGUUAGGUGGAUCCUACUAAUAAAGGAAAUAUUGGACCACUAGACGCAGCAAAUUUUCUUAAAAAGUCUGGUUUAUCACAAGGUUUACUAAGUCAAGUAUGUUAAUUAUAAGUAGUGUGUUUAUUAAUAUUAAAAUUAAAAUUUAAGAGAUACCUAUUUAAAGUUAAAAAAGAUUUAAAAAAAAAAUAAAUACACUAAUUCCAUUUACUAUUAUGUUGUUUGAGUUUUAUUUUAUUUUUAAGAUUUGGGAUUUAUCUGAUCCAACUGCUACUGGUUUCUUGACAAAAUCAGGAAUUUUUGUGGCACUCAAGUUGAUUUCUUUAGCACAAGCUGGACGAGACAUAUCGAUGUUAAACAUCACUCAACAAUCCCCACCACCUAAUAUGGUAUAAGUCAAAUUACAUUUUGAAAUGCUCUAAAACAUGAAUUCAAUUACAUACACUUUCUAGUGUAUUUUUAUCAUUGUUAUGUAGAAUUACAUUGAAUUUUGUGGAUACAAAGACUGUACAUUUUAUAAAGUAAAAACAACCAAUAAUGCAUUGUCAAUUAUUUUAUAUAAUAGGGUGAAGCGUCAAAGCAAUUAGCAUCUAAAAUACCAACAGGUUUAGUUUCUGUUGUGAGCAAUAUGAAUGAUUGGGCAAUGAAGCCUUCUGAAAGAAUGAACUAUGAUAAAAUGUUUGAAUCAUUAAGACCUGUAAAUGGAACAGUUGCUGGAGAUAAAGUAAAUACAAUUUAUUAUAUUUAUAUACAAUUUUAAUUAUAAUUUACCUUUUAGGUUAAAGGAUUGCUAAUAGAUUCCAAAUUGUCAGUAGAUACAUUAGGUAAAAUUUGGGACUUGGCUGAUAUGGAUAAAGAUGGAAAAUUAGAUCAACACGAAUUUGCCGUCGUAUGUUUUAAUUAACUAAAAAAUAUCAUACUUAAUCUUAUUAUUAAAAAUUAAUUUUGCUUAGGCUAUGCAUUUAGUUUAUAAAGCUUUAGAAAAAUACGCUAUUCCCAGCAUUUUGCCCGGAGAAUUAUUACCUCCAGCAAAAAGAAAAACUUCAGCUGUUGCUAAUUCUCCUGUACCAGUGUUACCAGUGCUUCCUUCUGGGGUUACUUCAAAUCUAGUCAAACAACCACCAAAAGUAAGUUCUGGGAAAAUAUUAAUAGAAAAUAAAUACACAAAUUAUAUGGUAAAUUAUUUUUUCAAUGAUUUUUCAAAUCUGUAUAAUUCAGUGUGUUUUUACGACAGUGUAUUAUUUUUAAACAAUUAUUUUUGGUUUAGUUUAUAUAAUACAAAAAAAUAAUAUUGUUUUGAUUAAGAUAAUCCCAGACGAUUUUUGUUUGUUUUAUAGGCAAAAUUUGAAAAUGAUUUAAAUUUGUAUAGUAAACAUUGAAUGCUACAGCGUAUAUUUGAAAACUUAAACAUUUAUGUUCCACUUAAAAUAUUACCAAUUAACUCUAUGCAUAAAAUCAUUAUUUUAUUUUUUUUAAUAUAUAUAUAAAUUACAUAUACAUACUAUUUUGAUUACAUUUUUACUUACAAAUUCAACCAUAAUCUAAUAAUUUGAACAAUUUUAGAAUUGAGAGGUAAUUCAUUUAAUUAAUUUUAAAUAAAAACAAUACCUGUAUGUUGGUAGUAAAAUGUCAGAUUAUUAUUUUAAAUUAUAAUAAUUUAUAUUUUUUUGAGAUUAUUAAUUAACAAAAAUAACUUUCAUUUUAAAUAAUGAAAUUCUCCCUACUAAUCCAUUAUUUAUGAAAUAUUUUGGAUCUAAUAUAAUAAGGCUUAUUUUUAAUAUUUUUAAGAUUUAGACAUCAGAGUAUUACUUUGUCUACGGGCAUUUAAAUUUGUUUUUAUUGGUUUAGAGGCCAAUUACUCCAUCUAUUGGAUCAGUGUCAUCACAUGCUACAUGGGUAGUUACUGCUGAAGAACAAGCACGUUAUAGUUCUAUGUUUUUGGAAUCUGAUGUUGACAUGGAUGGUUUUGUAUCAGGGCCAGAAAUCAAAGAUCGGUUUCUUAAAACUGGUAUUCAUCAGUCUAUAUUAGCACUCAUAUGGUAAUUUUAUAAAAAUUUAUUUAUUGGUACUGUUAUAUUAAUUUUAAACAUUUUAGGAGUUUGUGUGAUAUUAAUCAACAUGGAAAGUUAGAUAUGGAGCAGUUUGGUCUAGCCAUGUGGUUAGUAGAGCGCAAACUUAUGGGAAUUGAUCCACCAACUGCACUUACUCCUGAAAUGAUACCUCCAAGCAAUCGAACUACUACUGCAGCUUCUACUACAGUUCAAGUAAGAAUAUUGAUGCAUUUAUAUUCAUUUUUAUUAAAUUAUUUUUUUACAGUUAAAAAAAAUGCAUUGUUAGUUUAUAGCAAUGCUAAGAAUAUGCAGCUUCUCUAUCGAUGAAUAUUUUAAAUCCCACCCAUGCAAAAAUUACUAAAAUUAAAAUAACUCCAUAUAAAUGUAUAUCUUCUUGAAUUGCAAUAUUAAACUCCUUAGUAACUUUUAUUUGUACUAUUCCAGCUAUAUACUCAUUUUGCCAACAUCUAUAAAUAGAAAAGGAUUAUAAUUUUUACAUAAUUUUAUAAAAAAUGACUAAUUAUUAAAUAAAUUUAUUUUUGUUUACGUAAAUAUUUGUUCAUCUUCUUUGGUUAUAUUUUCAAUGACAAGUCUAUUUAAUAUAUCAGUUGUUAUAUGUCCUUUAUUUGUUAUGACAGUCUGAUUAUUUAAUCUCCAUUCAUAUGGAGCGUCUGAAUUUAAAUUCCUUUUAAUAUAUUAACACGAUAAUCAAUUGUAAAUUAUAGGUAGUUAACAAUUAUUAUAUUAAUUAUAAGUAAAAUAACUUCUAACCCUGGACAUGUGACAUAUAGAUGUUCAUUUAAAAAUACAAUAAUUACUGAUGUUUCAACUUUUGGCGGUAGAUCGGGUAUUGUUUGCAAUGGUGAAUAUAUACCAGCUGAAUUAUUAUAUCUUUCUUUUACUUUUCCUUGAAAAUCUUUUAUUUCAAAUAUGUCAUUAUUAUUACAUUUCAGCUUAAAACAAAUACAAUUUUAAUAUAUAGUGAUUAAAAAAUAUGUAAUAUUAUUACUUUACAGUUUUUAACCAUUAUUUUUGUUGCUUUGUUCUUUAUUAUUUUAUCAGAGUGAUAUAAUAAACCCAAUAGACUACUUUGACACGGUAUACCAGUAUCAAAAACAUUCAUCAAUGUUUCUAAGUACUGUAUUUCUUCAUGUUUAUAAUUUUUCAUUGACAUAUUAUAUUUUCUAUUUGCUUUAAUAAUCAUGCUGUCUAGAGAUUAAAAUAUAUUUUGUAGUAAUAAUUUGCAAUUGUUUGUUAAAUUUAAUUAUGGUUUUGAGUUAUACAGUUAAGUCUCUUAUUUGUCUUAUUCUUUACAUUCUACUAAUUAAAUUCCUAAUAUUUAUUUAAUUAUUUAAGUUUUAAAUUAUCAUUAUUUAUAUUUCUUAUCUUUUUAGAGAAAUUAAAAUGUUUGCUUUAAAUAUUUACUAAAAGUUACAUAUUGAUAUAAUAGUUCUUCUCCUUUGCAUCUUUUAUUAACAACAAAGUCUAUCGCCUUGGUCCAAAAUCUUUACAUAGCCUGGUCCGCCACUCCAUCUUGUGGCAUAUACAGUUGUCAUUAUAUCACUCUUAAUUAUAUCAGACCAUUUAUUUUUUUGUUAUCAUUUCUCAUUAAUUUACCAAAACCACUCUUAUAGCCUCACACACUUUGAUUUUUAUAUUUAAAAUGCACUACUGACCCACUUGAUUGUAUCUUAUGACACAAAAAAAAAAUACUAUACAUAGUUCAACUAUACAACUAGGUAUAAAUCAACUGUAUAAACCCUACUUUUAUAAGUCCAAUGACCAUUAAAAUGAUUGUAUAGUACUAUAUAGUUAGGUUUUUUUUUUUAAUCAAAUAUUUGUACACCAUUUCUUAAUAUUUAUAACAUGAUUACAAACUUGAUAUUAUACUAAUUCAUUAAUAUAAAUUCAAUAGUAUAAUAAACAUUUCAAGAUCAUUGUUAUAACUUAAAACCAAAGUAUAAUUGUAUUUUAUUCAUACUUUUUAAUGAUACAAAACAAUAGCCUAAUUUUAUUUGUUUACCAAUCACAUCACAUUUGCUACAUGAUGACCACCGAGUCCAUAAAUUCCAAAUUUUGAAAUUUAAGUUUCCUAAAACUAUAUCUCCAUAUGUUGUAUUGUCAGUUUUUGUGUUGUUUAUCUAAAUAAUUUUUUAAUUUUUAUACUCUGUUCAAAUUUAUUUAUCUUAUUUACUGACAUCGAUUACAGGUUCAUUAUCAUUAAUGAGUUCAAUAAAAUAUGGCCCUGCUUCGCUAUUGGCCAAUUUACAUUGAUAUAAUCCACUUUUCGAUUCAUCUAUAUUAAUUAUAGUUAAGGAUAGGUCUAAAGAUGAAACACGAAAAUAGUUAUCUUCUUUUAUUAAACUUAAAUUGUUUAGAUUUCCUAGCCAUGAAUAAUACCAAACAUUUUUAUGCUUUAAAUCCUUAGGAGAAAUACAUAAUUCACAUUCCAAGCUGUAAAUCAUUAGGACAUGGAACAUAAUAUUUGUUUUGUUUUAUAGUAUUAAUUAAAAUUACCUUAAUGAUGCACUUCUAAAUGUAGUAAUAGCCUUAGCUUGGAAAAUAUUAUUUAUAUUAACACUUUUUGAAAGCUCUUUCAAGCAUUUAUAAUAUAAUUCCCAAAGUAUCUUAUUUUUAUUCAGUUUUUCCUGAUCUAAACCUGGAUAAUCAAGAUAGGAACCUGGUUUUGAUCCUAUUUGAGAGUUUUCAUGAGUUUUAUUCCAACUUUCAACUAUUAAAGUUUUUGAAUUUUUUUUUAUUUUUUGCCAUUCGGAUUUAAAACCAAUUGACAUUACGUUUGUUGAAAAUAUUGUAGCUAUUACCAGUAGAAAAAUUAUUAUGUGUAUACAUUUCAUAAUUAUUGAACUUUUUAAUUUGAUUAUAAUAAUUGAAAUCCUUGAAAAAAUUAAAACAAUAUGCAUAUGUAAACAAUUUAAAUUUAAUUAUUUCAUAGAAACCAAUAUAAUUUGUAAUAUAUAGGUAUUUAACAUAAUAAUAUAUUGUUGCUAUAUUUUUUUUUUAUCCCAAUAUAAAUAAAUAAUAAUACAAUUUAGAAUUAAUUUGUGUUUUUUUGUAGGCCCAAGAAAAGCCUCCAGCAUAUUCAAACCCUGAAUUGGACAUGAUUCAAAAAGAUAUUGAUGAACUAGUCAAAGAAAGGCUUAUUCUGGAAACAGAAAUUGCUCAAAAAGAAGCUGAUUUAAAAAUACGUUCUGGCGAAGUCAAAAGUUUACAGGUUAUUAUUCACGUUUUUUUUUUAUUUUUUACUAAAAUAUUUAAAUUGAUGAGUAUAAAUAUUUAAUAAAAUUAUAAUGUAGAAUUUUUACAAGAAUUACAUUUUUAUAUUAGAGAUUAUGAAAUAAGAGAGAGAUAAAUUGGUUUUAUUGUUUGUUAUUUAUUUAUUUAUUUCACUUUUAUGUUUGAAAACAACUUAUACCUAUAUAAUUUUUUGAGUUGGUGCAUUGGGGAGAUCAUAAAAUGUCAGAAAAGUGGAAAAAUGUAUGCAAUAAUGGUUUCUGUUAUUUUUUUACCAUGUUCAUUUAUUAUAAAUUGGUUUAAAAUAAUGUUAUUUUUGCAAACACUUAUAUUAGAACUUUAUAAACAUGGUAAUAUAUAAUAAAAACCAUUAAUAUAGGUUUGUUUAUUGAUAAGAUUACAUUUUGUCUUGAAAUAUAAUUUUUUUAAUAUCUUAAACUUCAUACAUAUAAUCAGUAAAUUUUAUUUUUUCAGGGAGAACUUGACACUUUAUCUGCUACUCUCAAACAGCUGGAAAAUCAAAAGGGUGAAGCUCAAAAACGUCUAAAUGAUCUCAGAAACCAGGUAAUUUAAUUUUAAAUAGAAUAUUAUGAUAGAUGUUUGUACUAUUAUUUAUUUUGUAACUAUUACAAAAAGAAAAAGUGCAUUUUAACUAAUUUUAGAGUAACGUUUUUUUAAUUUGUUUGCAUACUAGUAAUUUAACACUUAUUUAAAUAAUUAUCUGCUUAUUUUUGUUUUUUGGUUCUCCUUUUAACUUGCAUGUACAACAUGUUCACCACUUUAGACUCUAUUGGUAGACAAUGAAAUAAUCAACUUCAAUCAGAAAAUAAAGGCUGAACAAGUACAGGUAUUUUAUCCUAAAUCCAUCCUUAGCUUAUUUUUAUAUUUAGCUGCAUGUAAAAUGCUUAGUUUUUAAGUUAUAAAUGAAAAAAUAGCAGAAUAUUUUGCGAUUCUCUGAAAAAUAUAAUUUUUUUGAAGACAACUUUCUUUAUUGCAUUAAUUAAAUGUAUGUCACAAUAGGAAACUAUUUAUAAUAAUUAACUCAAAAUUAGUUUUUACACUAGUAUACAAAUAAUUGUAUCUUAAACAAAUCAAUAUAGUCAAUAAUCAGAUAAGUUUGAAAAACCUUAAUAUUUAUUUGUAAGAAUUUUCAUAUUUAUAAUAACAACAUACAUAUAUAUAUAAUGAUAUAUUAUAUAUUUUAAAUAGAAAUAAUAUGAUCUUUUUAUAAUUUACUCGACCUCCUGGGUAUUAGUAAUCUGCUACUAUUCUGAUUCCAUUACUAUCUCUGACCGUGUGCAAUUUGUCUUCUUGGAUCCUCCUUUAUUAUUUUCUUUCCUCCCUCUGGUGUUCCCAAAGGUGCAGUCUUGUUACUUUUAAUUUUUAUUCUUUUUGUUAAUUUUGCUACUUUUGUCUUCAAAAAUGCCGGGUUACUCUUUUUUUGUCGAAGACCAGAAGUUAUUCCUCUGCAUUAACUCCCACCUUAACUGUUUUCUUCUACAGGCUGACCUCUAUAGAUUGGCUACUUGGGGAUUAUCUCUAUGGGUUUGUCCCUUAAUAUCCCUAAGUGUUUGGUAAUGACUCUUUUCCGUCUUUUAUUCUCUUUUAUUACCUUCUUCUACUGUAUAAAUGACAUUCCCAUUAAAUAUGCAGGUAAUUCCAUCUGUGACCUUUUUUUACUUUGUCUAGCAACCUAGUAAACCAUAUGUCUCAUGAUUUUUGCCUUCUUACUCCUCUCAAAUCUCUUUGUGCUCUCAUACGUUCUAUCCUGGAAUAAUGGUUCAGUUAUUCAGGUCUCAAAUACAUCUGUCGCUGGCAACAUGAUUGAGCAUGUCUAAAGGAGGCUCCUGGGUGCGUUCAGAUUUGAGAUUCUUUGGAUCCCCUCAAUGAUAAUUCCCCUGUUUUGCUUUUGUUAAAUCUUUUUAGCCUCGCUGAUAAAAGACAUCUGGCUAACUUUCUCUUUCUCUCUAAAUUUCUAGUCAAUCAAAGUGAUUCACUUUCUUUACUCUUGGAUAUCAAUCUGUGUUCUUUUACAUCAUACUUGUUCUUUACUUCUCUUCUAUAUCUCUCUUACUGUUUCUAACUUCCCUUUUAAUGCCUUAACGAUCCAUAUCCUCUGUCCGGCUAACCUUAAACCCGCUUUCUCUUUACCUUAGUCUUAUCUAAGUUAUCAUUGUUGUUGUUAUUGCUAUUAUUCAUAUAUAAUAUAUUAAGUUAAAUAAUUUAUUACCUUAUAAUUGAACUUGUUUGUAUUUAAAAUAAAAUAAUAUGUAGUAAACUAACAUAUUAUAAUUUGAAAAUUAUAAAUGUUAAUAAAGUCAUUUGCAACCCUCUAAUAAGCAGAGAUUGUGGUGGGGAUUGUACAAGUAAGUAUACAUAGUAUCAUUUACAUUAAAAAAUCAAUAAAUGUCUAUAUUGUUAAGAUUAACAUGUCUUAAAAACAAUUUAAUAGUAUUUUAUGUUAAAAAUUAAAUAUAUUAAUUUGUUAAAUUUUACAUUUAUAAAUAGCAAUAGAGAGAACUUUUAAUAUCAAAAUGUUUCUUAUACUAUACUCUAUUUAAAUUAAGAACACACCACCUUUGCUCAUCGUGACAAAGUUCUGACUGCUGCCAGAUCACCCGGUUUCUUUAAUUCGGCAAUUAUCUUUUACGAUUGUGCGCCGUCACCGAUCUCGUUGCUGUGCGUAAUACAGUACUACAAGUUCUAAUAUCAUAAUGAGAAUGGAAACGCACACGUGAUUUCGUCUGCCGCCUAUUCAGUUCUUAUUAUGAAUUGAGUAUAAGGACAUGGAUACUAAUACUUUCCUUAAAUCUAGUUGAAAAUUUGAAAUGUUAUAUUAUAUUUUAUACUAAAAUAUUUGUAUAAAAGAGAGUUUUCUUACUGGGUACAUUUAGUUUUUACAUGUAAAUGUAGUUGUUGGCAUGAAUAUUACGUAUACAAAUUGUUUCCUUACUAAUAUAGCUUAUUAUUAUCAUGAAAAUGAAACAUAUUUUUAAUUUUUAAUAGAUAUAUUAUUAAAUUUUGUUUAUAGGUAGACAAUCUUCGCAAACAAGCCGAUGAACAAGAACUUACUUUAAAAGUGCAAGAAGCAGAGUUAUCUUCUAAAAAACAAGAACUUGAAGAACUUAAAACUCUAGAACAUAAACUUGAGAAGGAUCAGACUGAAAUGGGCAAAAAGUUAGAUGAGCUAAAUAACAUGUUACAAAAUUCACAAUUGCAAAUAAGUCAAGUAAGAUAAAUUAUAUAAAAUUUAAAUAUUGUUUUCUAAUGUUUUUAUUUUUAUUAGAUAAAAAAUAAAGUAAAUCAAUUGGAGGAAAAUAAGCGUCAAAUGGAGGAUACAAUUGAGUCAACGGAAAAAGCAUUAGCUGAAGGAAAUAUUUAUGCUAUCCCAGAUUCAUUAUUGACAUUUAAUUUAGAAUUUCGGGAUCUUGAAUGUAGUAGACUCCUAGGCAAACUCGUUAGUUAAAAUUUGAAAAUAAUUCCAUAUUAUUGUUAUUAUUUUUCUUUGGUUCAAUGGUUAUCACCAUUGCCAUUUUUAAUAUUCUAGGUGGAUAAUAAAGAUUCUUUUGAAAAUAUGAAUGGAUUUACUGUAACAAAUGGACCUCAUGAUGAAAGCUCUUUUAAAACUGGUAAUCAAAUUUUAUAAUGUAUUAUAAAAUAAAGUUUUUUUUUAAAGACAUUCUAAACUAAGUACAUUUUUAGAUAAAAUGACAAAAAUUGAAUAUUUGUUUAUAUAAAUAAACUACAUUUCAAUUGGUAAUAAUUAUUAUAGGUGUACAUGUGUUGUGAAAUUUCAAAAAUGUAUAUAAAAUUAAAAUUAAUACUUAUAAAUAUUUUAGGUGUUAAAAUUGAUUUUACUAUCCAUGGAUGAAUUCAUAAAUUUAUAUUGAAGAAACAUUUUAAAUUUAAACAUGUUCUUCAUACUUUUUUUUGUGUUGUAAUGUUAUAAUUUGAUAAAUUGUCUUCAAAAAAAGAGAGGGUAGAAAAGGACCAUUUGCAAGUGUUAUUUUAUCAAAGUAAUAUGAUUUAAAUAUGCAAUAUAUAUCACAGAAGUUGUACAAUACACAAAGAAAAACUCAGUUGUCAACUAAAUAUUCCUCUUCCCACCUGCCCUGCCCCCAUGAGAACAUCUAUGCAUACCCGCCUACUUUUUUCAUUACUCAAUAGACAAUUUUAUUCAAUAUUCUGCAAUUAGUUUAAUAAUAGUUUCAAUCAGUUCGGUAUUGUUUUUAUUGUUUUAUUUUGAGUUUUAAUAUGAUAUUUAAUGUAUCACAAUAUCAACUUUUUAUCCAUAUUGCAAACAUAGAAAUGAAAGUCAAACAUUUAUGGAUAAAAAUCCUGGGUAUAUAUUUUUAGUAUAUUAUAAAACUAGAAUACAAGUUUUUUUUUUUUUUUUGUGAAUAAUGGGUUCUAAGCAAUUUUAAAUAAGUUAAAUUCCUUUAAGAAUGUCUACUAAAAAAUUCUUAAUAUUUAGUAUACAUUAAUUUAAUUUAUUAAAUAAAUUGCAUACAAUAUUUGUUUUUAGAUUUUUUUACAAAUAAUGAUACAUUCUCAACAAACAAUAAAGUGGUGAGUACAGUUAUUUAUUUAUUUAUUUAUUUAAAGUACGGAUUGGUAGCCCAAUGGUUACAAUAAAAAAUUAUCUUAUAGUCAUAAAAUAAUACUUUGCUGCUUUUAUUAUUAUUAUUAUUAUUUAUUUUUAUGAUAGGAUGCUUUUUCAAACGAUCCUUUCACUUCAUUUGAUGACUCCAGAACCAGAAGUGAGUUGUCUAAUUAAAAAAUAAAUGAUUGAUUACCAUAAAUUUUAAAUUUCGGUAUUAUAUAUUCAAGGUCAAAGUACUGAUCCAUUUGGCGGUGAAACCAAUGCAUCCAAAUCAUCUGAUGUAAGUUACAUGGCUUUAUUUAUAUUUUAAUUUUGAUUUCAUUUAUUAUUUAUGUAUUUUAUAAAUAUCAAUGUUGAUUUUAAAUUUAAAGAGACAUGAAGAUAAAGAUGCAUUUGGUUGUGAUCCAUUUGCCAUAUUGCACGCACCAACAAGGCCAAGUUCAGCGCCACCUCCACAACGACCUGAAAGUCCAACUCCAGCACUUCCUCCUAAGAAAGGUAAACAGCCACCACCAAGACCAGCUCCUCCAAGACCCGCACCAUAUCAUGCACCUACGUCCCAUACCAGUUCUUCAAUUAGUUCAGAGUUUGCUGAUUUCUCAAAUUUCAAUACCAAGGUAAUUUAUUAUAUUAACUUAAAUAAUAUAUAUUUUAUUAUAUUUCCAUUUCCUUUAUUGAUUUUAUAUAUUUUGUCCAAUUCUUCUAUAAUAUAACCCAAGCUAUUUUCUAAAGGUGAAUUAACCAUUACUAAUAAAAACAAAAAUUGUCACUGAACAUUUUACAUAUAAAAAUCAUUCAUCAGAUAUAUCUUUAACUGUUCCAUCUGUUUAUUGAUUUCAGAUUCUCAAGUACUAUAGGCAAUUUUAUUUUUACACACUUACUUGGACCAUAAUUUAUCACUAUAUAUAUAUAAAUCUUUAAUCAAAUUCGUACAGAAAAAAAAUUGGUGAACACGUCUAUUACAUAAUGAUAUUGUGAUAAGGUUUUAGUUCAGUCUAUUUUUCUUUUUCAUUUACAGUACUGUUGUUUUUACUUUAUUUUGUUUCUUAUUUUUUCAAUAAUUUAUUUGAUACAUUAAUAAUAAUUAUAAAAAAAACAUCUAAAAAAACCUGCUCUUCUUAUUGAAUAUGCACUCCCCUGCUUAUACUCAAUUUGUAUGCAGCUUGUAAAUUCAUAUUAACACUUUCAUUUACCCAAGUUAAUUGUUAAUAUUCAUUCAGUAAUUAAAAGUAAUUGUAAACCGUUAAAAAUCAUCAUUGGACUAAGAGUAGUUAGUUAAUGUCUGUUGUGAAGGAUAUAUUUAGACAAUCUAGAUUUUAAUGAAAUUUUAGAAUUUGUUGAAAAAAAAAACAUCACCUUUAAUGAAUAACAAUGUCAAUCAAAUAAAAUAUAUAGCAUGAACAUUUUUUUUUUAAAAAUUUAAUUUUAAUCACUAAUAUUGAGGACCGAGUCAAUGUAUCACGCAGACUGUAUAGAACCUGUUUAAUUUUGGUUUAAUAGUAGAAUCACCUAUUAUAUUAUUAUUGACUGGAAUGUUUCAUUUUAAAUAGAUGCCUGGGUAUAUUAGUAUAAAACCGAUGGAUGAGUUACUUUUUAGUGAUUCGAGCGAAGAUAAAAUAUCUACAGGACUGAAAGGAGCAGUUGAAUGGUAGCACUACUGAUAAUUAUUACUGGGAUAAAUAUCUGAUGAAGAGAGCAAGGGAGGUUUAAAGACAUAUGAAAAGUACUUGGGGAACAGAUUCGCAGAGUCCUUAGGGCAGUUAGCAGCUCUGUCAUGGAAAUGGACUGAAGGAGGGAAGGAGAAUUUGUUUGCUUUUUCUCUAAAACCCAAAUUAAUUGAAUUCUAAGUAGUCUGUGUAAGGUAGAUUUUGCUAUAUUCCCUGUUUAGUAGGACCAAAACAGACCAAGCGGGUAUAACGUCCUCUUAGGGAAUUUUAAUUUUAAUAUUAAAUUACAGUAUUUGAAAAUACUUCGUUUAAAUAAUAUUUAGUAUAAAAGAGUUUAUCAAAAAUCAUGUUAAAAUACACUAACAAAAUUUGGUUUUGGUUAUUGAAUCAUAAUUUGAAUUUCUUAAUUUAGUUAAUGUCACAAAUUUAAACUAUAGACAUAAAAUAAUUAACUAAUAAUAACUUUCUCUAUAUCAACUUUCCAGUUCUUAUUUAUUUUACAUUUUAUUGAUGUUUUUGCUGUCUAAUAACCAUACAUCCUAUUUAAUUUUCUCGCAUUAAAUAUAAUUAAUUUUAACUAUUAUGUACAAUUUACUAAUUUAUUUAUUUUAUUUUUUUUUUGUUAUUAUUUAUUUUUUAGAAAUAGAUAUGAUUUUGUUUUGUUUUUUUUUCGGUUUUUUUUCCAUUCUUAGUUUUCACAGGAUACUAAAACAGUUGCACAAUCAAGCAGUUUUGAAUUUACUGAAGACCCAUUUAAAGACUAUAGAUAUGAUGAUCCCUUUAAAAUAGAUCCAUUUUCGGAUACUGGCUUUGAAACAGAUCCUUUUGGAGAUGGUGCAUUUUCUUCAGAUGACUGUCAAAAAAUUAAUCUCAGUGAUGAACAACUUGCAUGGGAAGCACAAAAAAAAUUUAGAAUGGAAGAAGAAAAAGCUCGUUUAGAACAAGAAAAAUCAGAUUUUGAAAUGGCUCUAAGACUUAGUAAAGCAACAACUUCAGAUAAUAGGUCUAAAAUUUUACUAUAAUUUCAAAUAAAUUAUGUAAACUGCAACUACCAAAAAUUAAACUUUGUAUUAAAAUAAUAUAUUAAUUUAUUAGUUAUUUGGAAUUGUAAUAAAUAGGUUUAUUAUGUACCUAUUUAAUGUUUAUUUAAUUUUUAUUAUUUAGUACCUAACAUUGUACAAAUUGAUACAUUCUUAGUAAAUUUAACAUACAAUUUUUGUUAUUAAAUUAUAAUCUUUUUCUUUCCCUCUCUUGCUUAUAACUUAAAAUACAGUUUUUAUCAAACUUAUGUAAAAAGUGAUAUAAAGAGUUACAAAUCUACAGUUUUGUGCUACUUUUAAACAUAUUGACAAAGCAUAUUAUAUGAUGAUUAUAUAUGUUCUUUUCUGAUUCUAUAUAUCAGAAAUUUCUGAUUUUUAAAUAGAAUUUGAAAUAGAACUUUAAGUUAACUCUAUAGUUUUAAGUUAAACAUUUAACCAAAAUUAAUUGAUGUAAUCUAUAUUAUGCUAGCGCAAGAUGAAUUUAAAUCUGUUAUCGGAUUAAUAAUUAAUUCACUUUAAAGUACUUAAGGUUGAGCACAUGUGUAUGUACUUGAACUAGAAUAUCUAUUAGACUAUUUACUAAUCUAUAUUGUUACCGUUAACAAGUAUAAUUAUUUAAUAUACAUUUAUUUUUAGCUACUAGCCAAUGUAUUUAAACAAAAGUCCAUUAAUAGAUAGUAAAUAAAUUUUGACCAAAAUAAAUAUUUGCAAAAUUGUAGUUCAUAAAUCACUGCCCCUGUAUACUGAAACACUUAUUAUGUUAUUAUUAUCACAUAAUAAUAUAAUUAUUACUGUUAACUGUUUACCUAUUAACUAUCAUUAUUUUAUUAUUUAUUUGUAUCUAUAAUAUUAUACCUAUGUGGAAAUUGUAGCCUAUAUUUGUUACCAUGUUAAUUGAUAUUUAUCUCAUAUUUAUCUCUCUUCAUUUGUUAUCUAUACUUAUUGUAAUAUUAUUACUACACAUAAUACAAAUUAAAAUAUUCUUAAAAACCAUAAUUCUAAUAAAAUUCUAAUUUUGUCUCAAAAACUAAUCGUUUUUAAGCAUACAAACAUUUAAUUAUGCGCAAAUUAAUAAUAGCCAUCAUUUAUGUUUUGUUAUAUUUUUAUUGGAUGGCUAAUAUACUGUUGUUAUUUUAAAAUAUUGUUAUAAAACAUGUUUAGGGGACAAUUAUAUAAAAUAAUUGUUAUUUAUUCUAAAUAUGAGCUUUUGAAUGUAUUUGUACAUUUUUUUUUUUUUUACAACUUAGGAGAAGUAUACAAAUAAUAUAAGGUCAUCAAACAUCUCAAUGAUUUCUUAUUUAAUUCAAGUAAAUAACCAAAUAAAUAUUAAAUUUAAAAUUGCCAUAUUUACCACACAUUUUCAUAUUUAAGAUUAUUAUUAUUUUACUGUUUUCCAGUUUAUAUAGAAUCGUAUUAUAUGACAAUUAUAAAAUACUGUUUAUUCACUGUUUUUACACAUUUUGUUAUCCUUAUCCUAUAUAAUAUUAACUUAUAUUAAUAAGAUUUAGUUGAUAAUUAAUUAUUAUUGGCUACAGUAGGAUAUUUUAGCAUCAUGACAAUAUAUUUAUCGCUGGAAACUAAUAAUACUUUUCUGCAUUCC
Messenger RNA from Cinara cedri, 15436 nucleotides. Lineage: Eukaryota; Metazoa; Arthropoda; Insecta; Hemiptera; Aphididae. The record is from the annotation of a GenBank genome assembly.